GGGGCGGUAGCGCACCAAACACGCCGUUAAAACCGAACAAACGACGACGCUGUCAGAGAGAGAUCAGCUGACCCAAGCGCCGGCUUUGCUUCCUGGAACGGUUUUUAUCUUGGUUGAAGAGUCCCGAAAAAAAAGAAGGAACCCGUUGUUGCGUACAACUCGCUGACCGGGCAGGAUGCCGUCGUUGCUUUUCUGCGGCCCCAAAAUGGCCGCGUGCGGCAUCGUCAUCAGCAUCUGGGGCGUCAUCAUGUUGGCGAUGCUGGGGAUCUUCUUUAGCGCCAAGUCGGCCGUGCUCAUCGAGGACGUCCCGUUUACAGAGGACGACAUCCGCAACGAUAAACACCCUCCCCAGAACAUCUACGGUCUGUACAGCCAAGUGGGCAUCAACUGCUUCAUCGCGGCCGGCGUCUACGUGGCGGUGGGCGCCGUGUCGCUGUGCCAGGUUCGACUCAACAAGCGGCAGGAGUACAUGGUGACAUAAGAAGAAUUCCAAACCCCCCCCCCCCCAAUCCUCUCGCGGUGAUCCCUGUAAUUUAUUUGUGGUUUCAAUGUUCUCUGUUCCUGGAUUUAUUCCCCAAGUGCUGUUGGCACCUCGUUGAUGUGUUUUCUGCAUGUAGAAAUGUGUGAUAGGAAGUGCCGAUGUCAAAAUAAAAGCCGUGACGUGGUUUUGUGUGGGAAUGAAGACGACCCAACAAUCAUUUGGAACCGUAUUCUUUUGGAAAAUAACCGCGGCUAGACGGAAUAUUGACAAUGUGCGGCAAAUGUGGCAUAUUUCACUGAGGGGUGUGUACGCUUUUGUUGCCGGAAGUUAAGUCAUUAAUGGCUGUAUGUUGACUUAGUUCGAGGACAGUAAAGGGAUGCCACGAUCCAUUUUUUUUCCUGUCAAGAAUACAAAAUUAAAAACGACAAGUCAGCCGUUUCUCAGUCAGAAGUGGGAAAAAAAAAACAAUACAUUGCCUCAAUUACAAAAUGAGUAACUUUUCAUCUGAUGGGGGUUUUUGUUUUUUCGUUUAUGUAAUUUUUUUGACAGGUGUACAGCAAAUGUAUUGAACGCUUGUGAUUAUAAAUAUUCAAACAUUAGCCUA
Syngnathoides biaculeatus (alligator pipefish) is the source of this 1085-nucleotide messenger RNA. RefSeq names its product ribonuclease kappa-B. NCBI's taxonomy places the organism in Eukaryota, Metazoa, Chordata, Actinopteri, Syngnathiformes, Syngnathidae. The record is from RefSeq and is a predicted model, not a curated record. The transcript has 3 exons. Gene Ontology annotation, molecular function: RNA endonuclease activity. The coding region runs from base 176 to 481 and encodes 101 amino acids.